UGACGAGCGCGAAAAGUGACAAGCAGUACCUGGGGGGGGGGCAUUGUGGGUACCAAGGCGAGCUAGGCAGUUAGGCCCGAAUGUCCAGUUUAUUGUGAAUAUAUCGUGUUGUUUUGAAGUGUGAGUUUAUUAUCCGUUCACGAUUGUUUUAAAUUCUCAGCAGGCGUAGAUAUACUAUUGUUAGGUUGGCCUUAGGUCCUGUCAGUGAUCCGUUACAAUAUAUGUCUUUCCAACUGAGAAGUGGUGAUAAAAGAUAAAAGGUGAUAUAUAUUGAAUCGAAAGUUUCGGCUAUUUUAUUUCUGUGUUUAGUGUUCGGUAAUAACAUACUCAAUACUCAUCAUAAUUAUGAACGGUGAAACAACAGACAUUUUAUUUCAUAUUAUCUAUCAGGAACAAGAGUGUACUUUAGAGCUAUUUAAAUAUGAUACUGUGGGAGAUUUAAAAAAUGAAAUAUUUAGAUAUUUCGGAUUAGCGCCCUAUAAACAGGUUAUUGAAUGUUGGUAUAAAAUUCCUGAAAAUGAUUCCAACACUCUGUUGAGUUGCUGCAUUGAAAAAGACGUCAAUGUUUUAGUGGUAUACAACAUCGAAAAUGUUUUUCAAAACACCAGUACCUCACAGGGAAAUAAUGAACGGUUUGAACCCACCGAAGUUACAGUAAACGAAACACAAGCAAUCUUAAGUUUUGUUCAAUAUUUCUCAACCAGAUUUUCUAACAGAGGUAUAACUUUUCAUAUAUGUUGUCUGGAAGAAGCUCUCAACCAAGCUUUUCAAAAGGAACAAGUAGUACUUUUAUAUUUGCACAAUAAAAGCGAAAAUUUUUCGAAUUUUUUUUGCGAACAACUGGUCAAACCUGACGUUCAAGAGGCGUUAAGUAACGUCUUUUUAUUAUGCUGGGAUAUUGAAAAGGAUGAGUACACUGAAACUCUAAUUAAGGUUCUGCACAGCCGACAUGAGUUGAAAAGUUUCGAUCGUUUUAUUACAAAUAAGAUCUCUGUUACGAUUGUAAUAAUCCCCGAAGAAAAUUCGUUACAAGUAUUAAGUGUUUUGAAGGAAGGCAUGUCUCCGUUAAGUUUUUUGACGACAUUGCAGCAAGCCCAAAAAAUGCUCCCAAGCGAUAACGAUCACUUAAAUGAGAACCAGAGAUCUAAAUUUGGUUCUAAGGAAUAUCAACAGAUGAUGCUAGACAUGCUUGGGGAUCGAGAUUACGAUAGUUUUGACUAUUAUGAGCACGAAUUUUUAAAAGAAAAAAUUGCGUAUGCUAUAUAUGGUCCUCCAGAAACAGAAGAGGGAUACAGCGCGGACAAACACAAAAAAAUCGAUUUUUUGUUCGACUUAAUAAUAAAACAAAGCAAUUUAAUUACGAAAUGGAAAGACCGCGUUAUCAUAUCCUUUAUCUACGUUUGCAUCGAACCACUCCCAAAAGAAAAACAAAAGCGAGCUAAAAAAUUCGAAAAUUACGACCCUGACUGUGACUUGACUCCUUUUCCCCUUUUCAUACUGAGAAAAUGCAAACUCAGCAAUAAUCCUUGCCGGGUCAUUAUUGACGACGUUGGUCGUGUGUACCACUCUUGGAAUGAUUAUCUAAGUGAAAAUAAGCUCCCUAAGUGUGAAAUGAUUUUCCCAAAAGAUGGACGGUAUAAAAGCGAUGAAAGUGGAAACGUGAUUCUAGAAAAACAAUUAUCGCCCCAAUGUCGUGUCACAAAUGCUAUUCUGAAAGGAACAGACAUUGCUAGUGCUGUGGGCGGAAUAGCUUCAGGAGGCGUGAUGAUAGCUGCUGCUUCACUUCCUGUAAUUGCAGCUGCUCCUCUGGUGGUGCCGGCUGCUACAAUAACAGGGGCUGCACUGGGAGUGUAUUCACUUGGACGAAGUGUUUUUGGUCUCUACGAUCGGCAUAAACACCGCGAGAGUUUAAAUUUUUUCGAGUCGUCUGAAGCCCGAGGAGCGUACAUUAACAUUGUUGCUGGGGCUUUGGGGUUUGCUGGAGCGGGAGCCAACAUGGUUGUAUCUAAAUUGGCCGCACAAGGAUUUAACAUUGGAAGAGGUGCUACUGCUACUGUUAACACGAUCAAUAUCGUUAAUCUUGGAGUUGGCGGUGCUGGAAUUGCCAAUUCCAGUUACGAAGUUCUGAAGAACUGGGUGUCCGAAAACGAAAAACCAUCUCUCUUGACUAUAGUUCAAUUGAGCUCUUCUAUUCUUUUCUUCGGACAUGCUGUUUACAAUUUUAAGUCUGUUGGUACCAUUGUUGAGGAAGCUCAAGCCAACACACUGAAAGAUUUUCAAGAGUCUCUAAGAAGUAAUAGACACAGAAAAACAUUUAAUAAACUUUUGAAAGAAACGAUUCGCCAAAACGAAGGAAACGUCCAAAAAGGCCAAGCUGAAGUAAUAUCGACGAUAAGGAAUAUAAAGAACAAGGAUGAUGUGUUUGCCACUUUAACGCGUACCAACAAGGCAAUGCACAGGAAUAAGGUUAGAUUCUCUGCAGUUAAUGGAGAAAUUUCGUUAAAUGGUGUGCCUGUCGACAUGACAGCGUUUGCCAAAAUGGAAAAGAACGAAGUCAUUACAUUUUUAACCAGUCUACCAAAUACACCAAACCCCACAACCGCCGACAUUCGCAAUAUGAGUGUAACGAUUCGUAACUCUUUUUACGGUAUAAAUGCUUCUCAAGUAGGUGCAUUAGCUGUUGGUUUAGUCAAACUUUUUGGUUCAUCGGAUUUAACCAUACAGGAGAAAAUUAUCAGUGCUGUAUCUGAACUGGUCAAAUUCUUGCUAACACAAGUCGGUAUCAUGGACGAACUCGAUCGAAUAUUUUCCACCGUGGAUAAAUACUUUCGCUUAAUUAAUAUGGUAAAUAGAUAUUUCCAAUCACUGAUAAACGUAGUCGAGGAGAAAUAUCAAAUGUGGUUGAAAACGCGAGACCCGGACUUAGAAGAACCUUACUUCCUUCGAUUAUCUCUAGAUUGCGCUAAAAGGGCGGCUGAAUUGUUCAAUUUAGUAUCUGAAGCUUAUUUCACAGGGACUAAGCUUAACGCGUUUGGUCUCAAAAAACUACAGGAAUAUUUUGUCACUUGGUUCACCAACCAGGUUUACUCGUAUGAAGAGAGACAGCACAGAAGAGUUCAAAGAAGACAACAUAGUCAGCAACCGAGAACAAGAAAACAUUGUCCCGAUUGCGGGGGAUAUUUUUACCAAUUAUCAUUGAUUUAGCUGUUACAUUAUAUUUAAAAAUAAUGUUAACCAAAAAUUAUGUGUUACUAUUUGUGAAUUUUAGACAUGUCUUUAAAACGAGCAUUACAAUAAAUUAUUUAAAACCAAUAA
Messenger RNA from Tribolium castaneum (red flour beetle), 3315 nucleotides. RefSeq lists its product as uncharacterized. NCBI's taxonomy places the organism in Eukaryota, Metazoa, Arthropoda, Insecta, Coleoptera, Tenebrionidae. The record is from RefSeq and is a predicted model, not a curated record. Bases 346 to 3204 code for a protein of 952 amino acids. The transcript is spliced from 8 exons.